Messenger RNA from Spea bombifrons (plains spadefoot toad), 1344 nucleotides. RefSeq lists its product as uncharacterized. The record is from RefSeq and is a predicted model, not a curated record. Gene Ontology annotation, molecular function: protein binding. Bases 136 to 1344 code for a protein of 402 amino acids. Gene Ontology annotation, biological process: cell division. The transcript is spliced from 11 exons. NCBI's taxonomy places the organism in Eukaryota, Metazoa, Chordata, Amphibia, Anura, Pelobatidae.
UAUACGGAUACCGUAGCAGCUGAAAUCCACGCUCCUGCUGCACAUGGUGCUUGAGGAAGUGUUCUAGGCUCCGAGUUGGUAGCUUUAACUUCUCAGUUUCUUCUUUUCUUGGUCGAUAUACCUGGAGAGAUAGCCAUGGGAGGUCAAGCUAAAGGCAAAAAGUGCAACAAAGCCAAGAAGAAGCAGAGAGGAGGAUCCAGAGGUUGUGAUCUUUCUGAUUUGUCGGCACACGACAGGAUGAAAAUCAGGAUGCAUGAGAAGGCAAAGAAGAAAACAGCUGGAAAAUACACAGUUGGACAACUAUUAGAAAAAACUGAAGAGUGCUUGGAUAAUUUUAAUUAUGAGAUGGCGCAGCUGUUUUGCCAGAGGGCCUUGGAUAUGGAUCCGACAAACCUAGAAAUCUUGGAUAUGAUGGGGAAUAUCUGCAUGGAACUGGGGAAUGCAGAGAAAGCAAAACAGGUAUUUUUAAAAGCCGUAGAGCUUAGCCCUGACAAAGGACAUGCCAAAUAUAUGUAUCUCGGGCAGAUACAUUGCAAAGAAGAAGCUUUACAGUACUUCAGUAAAGGAUUAGAAGUGAUGAUCAGUGCUUAUCAAAGUCAACCACAACCGUUCGGAGCAGCCAGUCGCUCCGGUGAGAUGGAAGUAACUACUAAAGAUAUCUCGGCAGCUUUCUGUUCUGUUGCAGAAAUUUACUUUACAGAUCUAUGUAUGGAGGAAACCGCUGGAGAUAGAUGCAAGGAAGCCAUUCAGAAAGCCUUAGAAUACGAGCCCAACAAUGCCGAGGCGCUUCAGUUAAUGGCGAGUUAUCUCUACAGCAUGGAGCAGAUUCAGGAGGGGAAGGAGUAUUUGUUGAAGAGCUUGGCACAAUGGUUACCAAGUAUGCAGAAAGCUGAAGAGGGUUUGAGUGAGGACGCCCGUAAUAUGGAGUUGCUAGAGACUUUGAUACCACCGUAUGAGUCCCGGAUCACAACGGCCAAGUUAUUAACAGAAGCUGAAGAAUAUGAGCUUGCCACUGAGAUUCUGGAAGGCCUUCUAGAUGAAGAUGAUGAAGUUAUCCAGGUGUGGUAUCUUUUGGGAUGGGUAUGUUAUCUCCAAACCAAGGCUUCUGAUGAGGAUAACGAUUUCAAGGACUCUGCCAGGACGUAUCUAAGGAGAGCCAAAAAGCUUUACAACAAGUUGAAAUGUGACGAUUCUGAACUAUUGGGACACAUCGAGCAAAUACUGAGUGAGCUGGGUGGAGAAGGAGAGAUUGAAGAUUCCGAUACGGAGCAGCCGCGACUCGAUGGCAUUGAAGAUGAUUUUGUACCAUGUAGUGAUGACGAUGAAGAAGCCAUGGAAUCCUGA